This is a messenger RNA of Fusarium vanettenii 77-13-4, 1491 nucleotides long. RefSeq lists its product as uncharacterized. NCBI's taxonomy places the organism in Eukaryota, Fungi, Ascomycota, Sordariomycetes, Hypocreales, Nectriaceae. Gene Ontology annotation, cellular component: membrane. Bases 1 to 1491 code for a protein of 496 amino acids. The transcript has 5 exons. The record is from RefSeq and is a predicted model, not a curated record. Gene Ontology annotation, biological process: transmembrane transport. Gene Ontology annotation, molecular function: transmembrane transporter activity.
AUGGCCGCCACUCCUCCCGAAAAGAUUCCCAUUCCCAUCCCGUUUCCUCCUCCCGCAGCCGUCGACGACGUCGAUUCGACCAUUCUGAAAGACGAUGAACUCCCCGUCCACUACGAUGUACACAUGAGCCCUCUCGAGCGCGAUCUGCUCUGGAAGCAGGACCUGCGCAUCAUCCCGCUCUCGGCCGCCAUCUACUUCCUCUCCUUCCUCGACCGAACAAACAUCGGCAACGCCAUGGUCCUCAACCUGUCCACCAACCACGACAUGCAGCACGAGACCAAGAUGACGGACCAGCAGUUUGUAAACUCGCUCAUGGUCUUUCUCGUCUCGUACGCCAUCUUCGAGGUCCCUAGCAACAUCCUCCUCAAGAAGCUGCGCCCAAGCCGAUGGCUAGCCUUCCUCAUGUUUUGCUGGGGCGCCAUGACGAUCCUCACGGCCGCGACAAACAGCUUUGCCAGCGUCACCGCUGUGCGAUUCCUACUCGGAACAUUCGAGGCCGGCCUGUUCCCUGGCUUGGUCUACUACCUGACCUUUUGGUACAAGCACGACGAGCGCAGUGUUAGGGUCGCCUUUAUCCUGGCAUCAGCUACACUUGCCGGCGCAUUCGGCGGCGCAAUCGCCUACGGCAUCGGCCACAUGAAUGGCACCGGCGGCCUCUCGGGGUGGCGUUGGCUCUUCAUCCUUGAAGGCAUCCCAUCCUGUCUGGCCGCCUUCCUCGUGCUCUUCUUCCUGCCCGACUACCCGGAGCGUGCCAAGUGGCUAUCCGAGGCCGAAAAGGACAUGGCCAUCCAUCGGCUAUACUACGAGGGUAGUAAGGAAUCGCAGCCCGCCAUGACAUGGGCCGAGGCUCGCGAGACUCUGACGGAUUGGCGUCUGUACGCCCACUACGCCAUCUACUUUGCCUCAGGUCCAGCUUUUGCCAGUCUGAGCUUGUUUGCGCCGUCCAUCACGGUGGGAUUGGAUUUUGCUGACCCCGAGGCCCAGCUGAUGACUGUGCCUCCGUGGGCCAUUGCAUAUGUCUGCCAGGUAUUAGUGGCGUGGUCGGCGGAUCACUUCAACGCUCGAGGCGUCCACACAGCCAUGGCCUCGACCGUUGGCGCCAUCGGUUUUAUCGUAUCAGCAGCUCUACCCGUCCAUGCCUACAAGGCACGGUACGGUGGUCUCAUCCUCGCCACUGCAGGCUCCUUCUCGUGUAUACCGCCCAUGCUGGGAUGGCUCAGCUCCAACGUCUUCACAACAGCGUCAACAGGUCUCGCCAUCGCCAUCAACGUGAGUCUAGGUGGCGGUAUCGGCCAGAUCCCCGGUGUAUGGAUCUACAAGACAUCAGAGCGCGACGACGGCUUCACGACCGGCCACUGGGUCAACGCAGCACUGCUGAUGUUUGUUGCCAUCGUGGCUCUAGGCCUGAGGGUGUUUUACGGCUGGAAGAACAGGCAGCUCAGGUCGUACGCAGAGAGUCACGAAGUCCCGUAUCGAUGCUUCAAGUUGUAG